Molecule: messenger RNA, 1290 nt
Organism: Penicillium verrucosum
Lineage: Eukaryota; Fungi; Ascomycota; Eurotiomycetes; Eurotiales; Aspergillaceae
Product: HNH endonuclease signature motif containing protein
Exons: 1
Coding region: 1-1290 (429 amino acids)
Source: RefSeq, a predicted model, not a curated record
AUGAGCUAUCCUAUGAGCCGCCCUGGCUCACCUGAUGUUGAUCUUUCUGUACUGGAGAAUCGCAAACGCCAUAUCAAUGACAGCCUAAAGCGGGCUCGCAAGCGACUCAAGCCACGAGGGUCCUUUGACGAGGAAUACUGGACCCGGGCUAGUGAAAUUGGCGCAAUCGAACUCAAGAAAGUUCAGGUGCAACGCAAAAUAUCAUUACAAAGAUAUGAUGGCACAGAGGCCGAAUGGAGAGACUCGGACGAGGCUAAGGCCUUGGCACAACAGGCUAAGGCUCAUGAAACAUCGCAGAAAAUCUGCGAAAAGCGGAAAGAUGAUCUUCACACAAGAAGCCGCCCAAGAGGGUUAAGGGUCUCUUUUAUGAAACUCUUUACCACCAGCAAGCUCGGACUAGGUAUACUCCACACUGGAGCGGGAAGACGCAACCCAGAUGAACAGACUCUGUUCCGAACUAGUAUGAUCCGUGAGUACGGCGCACAACGACCCGGCUAUGAUCAUCUAUGGUGCCCGGUCUUAGGAGACUGGCGUGACAACAGGAGCGUCGUUGCCGCGCACCUAUUCGGGUAUAUGCACGGGCAAGCAACUAUGGACGCAAUUUUCGGCAAAAGGAAGCACCCUGAGCUUUUUUCACCACGGAAUGGAAUCCUUGUGUCAGUCUUUAUCGAGGAUUACCUUGACUCGGGAAAACUUGUUAUUGUACCAGACUUAGAAGACCGCCCAAAGCUUACGGAUCUCAUCAGCUGGCUUAAGAGCCCUAUUCGAAAUUUAAAGAUGCGAGUCUUAGAUCCCAACUGGAACAAGUUGGAGACGCAGAUUACACGAGACCUUCCGCUGAAAUAUAAGGAUCUUGACAACAGACGUCUAACCUUCAAGACGGACUUUCGCCCGGCGGCAAGAUACCUUUAUUUCCACUAUGUUAUCCAACUCCUCCGUUACGCAUGGCAGUCGGACGCACAGGGAGGAGAACAGGCCAUCCGAAUUAUGAAAGGGGAGCACGGCAAACCAUAUUGGGGCACCCCGGGUCGAUAUCUACCAAAGAACAUGUUACUGGCACUCGUUGAGGAGCUCGGCCAUGAGUACAAGCCCCUUCUAGAUGGCGCAUCUCUUGGCCGCUCAAAGGACUCUCAACUACUCCUAGAGGCGGGGAUGAGGCAGAUUAAUCACCCAAGACGCUCGCUUGAGGAUGCCGGUCUUGCGCGUAGAUCCUCAGAGCGUGACGAGGAAGAGGAAGAGGAAAGCAAUGAUGACGAGUAUGAUAGUGAUGACGCGGACUGGGGAUCUUAG